Messenger RNA from Dipodomys spectabilis (banner-tailed kangaroo rat), 1075 nucleotides. It is a transcript of the gene Hnrnpa0, whose product is annotated as heterogeneous nuclear ribonucleoprotein A0. The coding region runs from base 141 to 1040 and encodes 299 amino acids. NCBI's taxonomy places the organism in Eukaryota, Metazoa, Chordata, Mammalia, Rodentia, Heteromyidae. The transcript has a single exon. The record is from RefSeq and is a predicted model, not a curated record. Gene Ontology annotation, molecular function: RNA binding.
CGCCCUCCCCACCACCACCUCCCCCCCCCCUUUCCCGGCAACGGCCGGGCCGCGGGCGGCGACGAGGCCCUGAGCCCGCCAUCACGGCGGCGGCCAAGGCGCGGGGCGCGCAGGGCGGGGGCAAGGCCCGGGCGGUGGAGAUGGAGAACUCGCAGCUGUGCAAGCUGUUCAUCGGCGGCCUGAACGUGCAGACGAGCGAGUCGGGGCUGCGCGGCCACUUCGAGGCGUUCGGCACGCUGACGGACUGCGUGGUGGUGGUGAACCCGCAGACGAAGCGCUCGCGCUGCUUCGGCUUCGUCACCUACUCCAACGUGGAGGAGGCGGACGCCGCCAUGGCCGCGUCGCCGCACGCCGUGGACGGCAACACGGUGGAGCUGAAGCGCGCCGUGUCGCGCGAGGAUUCGGCGCGGCCCGGCGCGCACGCCAAGGUGAAGAAGCUGUUCGUCGGCGGGCUCAAGGGCGACGUGGCGGAGGGCGACCUGGUGGAGCACUUCUCGCAGUUCGGCGCGGUGGAGAAGGCGGAGAUCAUCGCCGACAAGCAGUCGGGCAAGAAGCGCGGCUUCGGCUUCGUCUACUUCCAGAGCCACGACGCGGCCGACAAGGCGGCGGUGGUCAAGUUCCACCCGAUCCAGGGCCACCGCGUGGAGGUGAAGAAGGCCGUGCCCAAGGAGGACAUCCACGCGGGCGGCGGCGGCGGCGGCGGGGCGCGGGCGGCGCGGGGCGGCCGGGGCCGCGGCCGCGGCGGGGGGCGCGACCAGAACGGGCUGGCCAAGGGCGGCGGCGGCGGCUACAACAGCUACGGCGGCUACGGCGGCGGCGGCUACGGCGCCUACGGCGGCGGCGGCGGCGGCUCGGCCUACGGCGGCAGCGACUACGGCAACGGCUUCGGCGGCUUCGGCUCGUACAGCCAGCACCAGUCGUCGUACGGGCCCAUGAAGAGCGGCGGCGGCGGCGGCAGCUGGGGCGGCCGCAGCAACAGCGGACCUUACCGGGGCGGCUACGGCGGCGGCGGCGGCGGCUACGGCGGCGGCUCGUUCUAGAGGGCGGGGCCACGCCGAGGCGCCGCGCGGCGCGA